Molecule: messenger RNA, 384 nt
Organism: Daldinia vernicosa
Lineage: Eukaryota; Fungi; Ascomycota; Sordariomycetes; Xylariales; Hypoxylaceae
Exons: 3
Coding region: 1-384 (127 amino acids)
Source: RefSeq, a predicted model, not a curated record
AUGUAUAUCCCAUCAGCGCAAAGUGUCUUAACCGCGGGACUGGCUCUAACCGGUAGUCUCAAAGAAACGCGUACCGUAGCCGAAGGAUCGGUAAUGGACUACGCGGUCGAAAAAUGCCAAGACUCGGAAGGCAACACGAGGUGCUCAAAACCGUUCCUCGUCUCCAAGUCAACCUGCUAUCAUCUCGAAUGGCAUACAGACGGAGCACUCACACACACUACCGCCGAGAUUCGUGAUAUAAAGUCAAGUGAGCUAGUUUACUACCGCGAUACCAACGGCGACUGGACUCCAGAGAAGGGAGAGUUCGUUUAUCUCGAUUUCAAGCCCAAGAUUCCGGCAACAGGCAACCAGACGGUGGAUUAUGUAGUCAAGACUUGUGAAUAG